Messenger RNA from Lodderomyces pseudojiufengensis, 3093 nucleotides. RefSeq lists its product as uncharacterized. Gene Ontology annotation, biological process: ubiquitin-dependent endocytosis. The record is from RefSeq and is a predicted model, not a curated record. Lineage: Eukaryota; Fungi; Ascomycota; Pichiomycetes; Serinales; Debaryomycetaceae. Gene Ontology annotation, molecular function: protein-macromolecule adaptor activity; ubiquitin protein ligase binding. The transcript has a single exon. The coding region runs from base 1 to 3093 and encodes 1030 amino acids. Gene Ontology annotation, cellular component: cytoplasm; cytosol.
AUGCCAGGAUCAAAUACCAAUAACAUUCAACCACCAAAUUCACCUUUAUUUCCACCUCUGCAAUUAAUUAACCACAAUGAUUUAAAUUCAAUAUUAGCAUCAAAUUCAUCACCAUCUACACCUACAAACAAUAACAAUAACUCAAAUCAAAAUAUAUUUAUACCGACAUUACCUGAUAAACCAACAACUUCAACUUCUUCAAUACAAGCUUAUAUAAUACCAAGUGAAAAAAAUUUAUUUGUUCAAGGAUUUGAUCAACAUGAAUAUAGUUCAAGACCUCCAACAAUUUUAAGAGGUUCAUUAUUUAUUAGAGUAUUAAAACCAAGUAAAAUUAAAUCAAUUACAUUAACUUUUAAAGGUAUUCAAAGAACUGAAUGGCCAGAAGGUAUUCCACCAAAAAAGAAUUUAUAUCAUGAAAUUAAUGAUAUAAUAACUCAUACUUGGCCAUUUUUCAGUUCAAAUAAUAAUAUAAAUUUACCAAAUAAUGGAGCAGAUUUUUAUAUUGAAAAAAAUGGUAGUAUACAACAUACUGGAGGAGGAAAUGAAGAAUUAAGUACUGUUAGAUCAAAUACACCUCCCCCAAGAAGAGUUUCAAGUAAUUCUCUAAGUGUAAAUGGAUCCACCACCAGUAAUAAUCAAGAUAAUUUUUUUACAAGAAAUUUAUCACCAAGUUUUAUAAGAAGAUCAAAAUCUCCUUCAAUUGGAUCUGUUGAUGCAAUGACUGAGUUAACUAGUGUUGUUUCCCCAACAACUGAUUCAAAUAUGUAUUUUGCACCAGGUGAUUAUUUAUAUAAUUUUGAACAUCCUUUACCACCAUCAAUUCCUGAAACUUGUAAUGUGACAUUUGGAUCAACUACUUAUAAUUUAGAAGUAUUAAUACAAAGACCUGGUACAUUUAAAUCAAAUUUAUCUGGAAAAUUACCAAUAAAUAUUAUAAGAACACCAUCAGAAUUAAAUUUAGAAGAAAAUGAAUCAAUUGUAAUAUCAAGAGAUUGGGAAGAUCAAAUUAGAUAUGAUAUUGUUAUUGGAGCAAAAUCAGUUGUAUUAGAUUCUUAUUUACCUUUAGCUUUCAGAUUUGUACCAUUAUGGGGUAAAGUUGCAUUACAUAGAAUAAGAAUUUAUUUAACUGAAAAUUUAGAAUAUUAUUGUAAUAAUAAAAAAGUUCAUAGAAUGGAACCACCAAAAAAAUAUUUAUUAUUAGAACAUAAAGCUGUUAAGGGAAGAUCUUUAUUACAAAAAAAUCCUCAAGAUACUUCUAAUGUAGGGUUAGAUCAAUAUGAAGAAGAUAUAUUACCAAAAGAAUUAGAAUUUCAAUUAUAUGUACCACAAGAAAUUACUGGGAAAUCAAAUUGUUCAAUACAUCCAGAUACUUCUUAUGAAAAUAUUCAAUCUCAUCAUUGGAUUAAAAUUUGUUUAAGAAUAAGUAAAAAUGAUCCAGAAAAUGAAAAUAAAAGAAAACAUUAUGAAAUUUCAAUUGAUUCUCCAUUACAUGUAUUAUCACCAUUAGCAGCACAUGGAAAUACUCUUUUGCCUGCUUAUGAUGAUUUAGUUGAAAAUGGUGAAUUACCACCUCCUCCAAUUAUUGAUAAUUCUCCUUUAUCACCAGAAGUAACUCCUAUUGAACAUAGUAGUAGUACAAGUAAUAUAAGGUCUAGAUUUGAAAAUGCAACGAGAUCAAGAUCAAGAUCACCUAGUGUGGCGAAUAAUCAACAAACAACUAGAGAAGAUUCACCAACAACUCCUUCAUCAGCAAUAGAAUUUCAACAUAUUUCAUCAAAUUUAAAUCCUGGAGUUAUUGAAAGAGAUGCAGAUAUGCAUUUAGAAGCAAAUUUAUAUAAACCAAAAUUUGAAUCAACAAUUGUAGCAAUAAAUUCUCCACAAGCUAUACCACAUCCAGAAACUUUUACUUCACCAUUAUCUUCACCUAUCCAAAGACCAAUACAUUUAAUUAGACAUCCUUCAACUGCUCCACCACCAUUUGUUGCACUGCCUGAUGCAACUAAAAAUAAUGGAGGAAUGUCAUUACAUCCACCUGCAUAUAGAGAAAGAGAUGAAGGUUCAUUAAGUUUAAGUCCUCUUAGAAUUGAUGAUGAUUCAACAAAUUAUGUUAAUCCAUUACAUGAUGUUGUUAGUAAUAAUAAUAAUAAUAAUUCCACCCCGACAACUUUAAAUAAUAUAGAUACAAAUACUCCAGUUAGAGAUUUAUUAAUACAACAAUUAAAUGGUUCAACACCUCCUCAACCAAUUGAAACUAGAGAUUCCAUACCUAAUAUCUCAUUACCUAAAAUUUCAAUAAAUAAACAACAUACAGAACCUGAACACCAUAAUGAACCUCUGGAAGAAGAUAUAGCUGAUGAUCCAGCAUCACCAAUUUCACCAAUGUUAGCACCAAAGACUUUCAACAAUAAUAAAAGAAAAUCAAAAAUAUUUGAAUCAAAUGAAAGUAAUGAUUUAAUAUUAUCUACAUCUCCACCAAAAACAACUAAUAAUAAACCAAGUAGAAGAUCAUCAACAACUUCAUCAAUAGAUUCAUCAAAUUCUUUUGAAUUACCAAUUGAUCAAACAUUACCCUUGCUAAAUCAAUCAACAAGUUCAAUUCAACCUCAAAGAACUUCAAAUCAAACAGAGACAAAUCAGUUUUAUAUGGAUGAAAGAAAUCAAUCUAUUACUUCUUCUAUGUUUGAUUUAUCAUAUAAAAAACCAACAAGUUAUCAAAAACCAAAAGAUUUAUUUAGUAAUGAUUAUGAAUCACGAAAACAAUUUAAUAAUAGAAAUAGAAAUCAAAGACUAGCGGGACAUCAUCAACCUGAAAUUGAUGAUGAUGAUGAAGAAGAUAUAAGUAAUAUGAAUAUUCCUGUAAUACCACAACAUCAUAAAAAACUGUUUGGAGUGGUUGAUACAUCAUUAACUGAUUUAAUUAAUGAAAAUAAUGAAACUGAAGAAGGUUCAAGUUUAAGUUCAAAUGAACAACAACAACAACAGCAGCAAAAUUUAAUUAAUUCAAGAACUAAUGGUAGUACUACUAAAAUGAACAAUCAUAAUCAUAGUAGAUCAAUUCCUGGUUUUAAUAUUGAUUAUGUUAUAGAUAAUUAA